Molecule: messenger RNA, 1038 nt
Organism: Rhodamnia argentea
Lineage: Eukaryota; Viridiplantae; Streptophyta; Magnoliopsida; Myrtales; Myrtaceae
Product: ribonuclease 3-like protein 3
Exons: 3
Coding region: 133-1038 (301 amino acids)
Biological process (GO): siRNA processing
Cellular component (GO): nucleus; cytoplasm
Molecular function (GO): ribonuclease III activity; RNA binding
Source: RefSeq, a predicted model, not a curated record
CAUAUAUAUUCGCACCAUUCUCGGAAAGUUCGUUCCCCCAACGAUCUCUUACUAUAACCUGCCCACGUUAUCGCAAUCCUCUUCCUCGUUUCGAUUUCUGGGGCACUUUCGUUGAAUUGAUUUUUGUACGCCAUGGAAGCUUCAAAAGAAGAAGGGGAAGAACAAUCACUUUCUGAUCGCGAGGAGGAAGGAGAGGAAGCGCUCAUCGCUGAAUUGGGAGAGCUCGACCUGCGCAGAAAAGAAGGCGAUGCCCAACCCGAAUCGGCCCGUGUCGAGGACCGACCGAGCCUCAAUGCCGUCGAGGAGAUCUUGCGAUACCAGUUCAAUGACAAGAGAUUGCUCGAGGAAGCUCUCACUCAUUACUCGUUCGCGGGCAAGUCCUUUUGCUACGAGAGGUUGGAGUACGUGGGGGACUCGGUGCUCAAUUUGCUGUUCGCCAAGGAACUGUACUUGCUGUAUCCGGACUUGGCGCCCGGGUCGCUGACCCGGCUCCGAGCCGCCAACGUGGACACCGAGAAGCUCGCACGCGUGGCGAUCAAACUCGGGUUGCAUCCGUAUCUGCGCCACCGGAAGCCUGUUCUUGGGGAACAAAUUCAAGAAUUCAAGCGAGAUAUUCUAGAUUACCCUUUGCAUUCAAGUGGUCUAAUCGACGUGCCCAAAUCUCUAGCCGAUAUCGUCGAAUCGAUCAUCGGUGCCGUCUUCAUCGACUGUAAUUUCUCAGCGGACACCGUAUGGAAGGUGUUUAAAAGCUUGUUGGAGCCGAUGAUUAGUCCCACGACUUUCACACUGCAUCCGGUGAGCGAGCUAUAUGAACUGUGCCAAAAGAAGUGUGUGAAGUUGAGAUUUGUGGAUCUCUGGAGCGAAAGUUCAAGUUUCAUCGUAUUUGCAAACGAUCGGCUCGUGGGCAGAGGCGCAUGCAUACCCAAGAAGGAGAUUGCGCUUAACAGAGCAGCCAAAGAUGCUCUGCAAAAUAUUGAAAGAUUGCUCGGCGAUAAAGAGAGUAACGGUCAAAUUGACAGUGAAUUGAAAAAACCGUGA